GACUUUUAUGGAGCCAACGCGACAAUAAAUAUGUCGGUUAUAUUGACUUUGAUGAUGAAAAUGUUGAGUUUGAAGCAUUUGGCGAGCAGUGUCUCCACAAUGUUCAGGGUUCAGAGUAUAUGAGCGAUCAUAAUAAGCGUAAUAACAAUGAUGAAAAGGACUUAUUUUGGUGUUGA
This is a messenger RNA of Dentiscutata erythropus, 176 nucleotides long. NCBI's taxonomy places the organism in Eukaryota, Fungi, Glomeromycota, Glomeromycetes, Diversisporales, Gigasporaceae. The record is from the annotation of a GenBank genome assembly.